Ambispora gerdemannii is the source of this 1677-nucleotide messenger RNA. The record is from the annotation of a GenBank genome assembly. NCBI's taxonomy places the organism in Eukaryota, Fungi, Glomeromycota, Glomeromycetes, Archaeosporales, Ambisporaceae.
AUGACCUCUCCAAGUCCACAUCAGCAAGAGGAUUUGAAAAGAAAAUUUAAUACGUUUGACGACGAUGAUUUUGGUCUCUCUAAUAAUAAACACUUUAAAUUUAUGCAAGACUGUGUUUAUGAAGAUGAAGACAGCGACUUUGAUCACGAUCCUCAAGACUUAGAAACCAAGGAAGCGCCUGACCUUACCAUUGACAAUUAUAAUUCUGGCCAACAAAUACCGUUGAAACAACAGGAGCAGCAAGAAACCAGUGCUCCGCAGCAACAAGAGCAACCAUCACAACCACAAGCACCUCAACGAAAAAAACCAGGUCGGAAACCAAAUCCUGCCUCUCCUGCUCUUAGAAAAGCGCAAAAUCGUGCUGCGCAACGGGCUUUUCGUGAAAGAAAAGAACGGCAUUUACGCGAAUUAGAGGAUACAAUCAAAACUCUUCGUCAAAACGAGUAUGAGAUUACUGUCAAACAUCAAAAAGAAUCUGAUAAUUAUCGUGAAAUGCUUGAAGCUCUGAAGAAUGAUAGUAUCUAUUGGAAAGAAGUCGCACAGGCAUUCGAAACCGUGAUAAAUAAUAUGAACGUUGGUUCGGAUAUCACGUCCAAAAUUAAAACUACAUUGUUAGCAAAUAUGUCGACCAUGAUGUUGGCCCAAAAUCAAAGCAUUACCACUGGAAUGUAUAGUUUAUUACCAGCACUGCAACAAUCGUUAUCAUCAACAUCCACAGUAACCAACGAAGAUGCUCCACUAUCAUAUAAUCCAUCGAGUCAACAACAAACGCAGCGACAAUCACCGUCUCGUCGUCCACAAAUGCAAAAUGAUGUGUUACAGGUUCUUCUCACCCUAACCCCUGAACAAAACGAUUCUUGUGAUGGUUCUGUUGCUUCGAAGAAGUUUCUUCCAUCACCAACAAAUAGCUCAACUGUUAUGUCACCUCAGAGUACUCCAGUCACCCCAUCAACUACUGUUGGAUCGCCACCAACUAAUUACGAAGAUUUAGUCAAUGAAUUGGGCAUGAAUGAAGUUAAACCAGUGAUAACUGAUACACGUGAUGGAGGAAACACUGUCGCUGCAUUUAAUUCAACUUAUCUGGAGAAUCCGGCACUAAUCGAUUCCGAUUUUAGUUUAUUCUUGAAUAUUAACUCGUAUCUAACAGAUUAUCAAAUUCUUCAAGGACAACAACAAUCUCUGAUGCAAAUACAGAUGCAACAAAAUGAACAAAAGUCAAAUAUUAACGCAAUAUCAUUAUUAUCUGCCGAGGAGAUGCAACAAUUAAAUGAUUUGGCUAGAUUAGUUCGUGCUCCUAAUAAUUUCUCAGAUGUUAGUCCAAGAUUGCACUUUCCGUUGUCACAAGAGCAAUUAUUCUAUCUUCAACAAUCACACGAUCCCAGGAUUGGUAUGAUACCAUGCUUACAUCUUAGGGCGCGGAUGAUUGAACAUCGUGACAAAUAUGAUUUGAAAAAAUUAUGCGAUCUAUUAAUAAAGAAAGCAAAAUGUCACGGAGACACAAUGGAUCCUGAGGCGUGGGAAAUGCCCGAAGAAUUCUUUGAAGAAUAUAGUUUCCUCUCAUUCCAUCACUGUCGAGUAAAGAGUGACUUUUAUCGGCAAAAUGCUGGAAAAGCUUCAAAGGGCGAUCUGACAAAUUAUGUGAAAAAGGCCGGAUUAAACCCGUACUUGGUAUCUUGA